AACAAAUGGUUAAUCGCGAUCUAACGUUCGUUCGGUAUUGAGGUUCUAUUCGCAAAGUGAGACUCUGCCUUUGGCUGGGAUUAUAGCGAUCGCCUUGCAAUAAACUCGAUAUGACUCGCGACAAUCGUUAUAAAUAACAAUAAUAAUAACGGUUAUGAGUUUUAUUCACUGAUAAAAUACGAGUAAAUACUACACACAUUUUUGUGUUUUGUUCUUUAAAUAUUUUGUACCAAAGAAAUAAAUUAUUUAUAAGUUCAUCGGAUUUAAUUUUUAUAGAUCUUUGGUUUUAUUUUAUUUUGCCUAAAUUUUAUAGUAACUUUUGUUUUUGAUUGUAUCUAAAUAAUUUAGUACAAUGACUGAAAGGUUUAGUAUAAGUAAAGUUAAUAUGAAUGGUGGCAGUGCUGGUGGUGGUGAAAGUGAAAAAACAAAUGGCAACCCUGUUGAUGUUGUGGGGGAUCUACCCUCGGAGAGGAACAGCACCAGUCCUGGAGUUGGACUUAAACGAUUUAGUUUACUGCACCGAAAUGUUUCCCAAAAUAAUGAACAUGACGAAAGUAAUUCAAGGAAGUUCAGUUUGGCACAGUUGACGAGAGAAGCGCUUCCACGCCUUGACAACUACAGAACAUCAAAGAGGAACCUUAAGCGACCCUCUAUUGGGGAGUUACAUGGCGAAGAGACAUUGGAACCACGGGAUCUUCAUGCCAUCGAAGACUCUAGCGCACCAAAUGUUCACUCUAUUAAAUUGGGAUGGAUAGUUGGUGUUGUCAUACCAUGUCUUCUCAAUAUUUUCGGUGUUAUGCUGUUCCUGCGUCUCAGUUGGGUUGUAGCUCAAUCUGGAUUACUGCAGUCCCUUGCGAUUAUUGGAGUCUCAGCUGUUGUAUGUAUUAUUACAACAACUUCGCUGUCAGCCAUCAGUACAAAUGGCGAAGUUAAAGGAGGUGGUAUAUACUUUAUUAUCUCUCGCUCUUUGGGUCCUGAAUUUGGAGCAUCCGUUGGAGUGGUAUUUGCAUUUGCCAAUGCUGUGGCAGCAUCAAUGAACACAAUUGGUUUCUGUGAUUCUCUAAAUGAUUUAUUACGAAGUAAUGGUUUGAAAAUCAUUGAUGGUGGAAUAAAUGAUGUCCGGAUUGUGGGUGUUUUUACUAUUCUGAUCCUCAUAUUGAUUUGCUGCAUAGGAAUGGAAUGGGAAGUUAAAGCACAGAAUUUCUUAAUAGCUAUCAUUGUUUUGGCUAUAUUCAACUUCCUAAUUGGUGCAGCUAUUGGACCACAAGGAGAUCCGGAAAGGAUUGCUAAAGGUUUUGUUGGAUUUUCAUGGGCAACUGUACACGAAAACUUAGGACCUAGUUACAGAUAUUCCGAAGGAACUGAUCAGAAUUUUUUCAGUGUCUUCGCUAUUUUUUUCCCAAGUGUAACAGGUAUCCAGGCAGGAGCCAAUAUCUCAGGAGAUCUUAGGAAUGCCGGAAAGUCAAUUCCUAAGGGAACAAUGUUGGCUUUGAUCAUUUCUAUGAUUACGUAUGGAAUAUUUGUGGUAUUUGCUGGCAGUGCAGCACUUCGUGAUGCAUCUGGAAAUGUUUCCGAUCUUGUAAAUGGAACACUAUUGAGUGAAAAUAUACCAUGUAGAUUUAACAAUACUUGUGAAUAUGGUUUAGCUAAUUCGUACUCAAUUAUGCAACUUAUGUCCGUAUGGGGUCCACUAAUUUAUGCUGGAUGUUUUGCUGCAACUUUAAGUACUGCUUUGACAAAUCUGUUAUCUGUUCCUCGUUUAGUUCAAUCACUUGGAACUGAUCAAAUAUAUCCUGGACUGAUCUACUUUUCGAAACCUUAUGGCAAACAUGGUGAACCCUAUCGUGGUUACGUUUUGACAUUCCUUCUUUCUGCUGGAUUUCUUUUGAUUGGUGAACUAAAUGUCAUUGCACCAAUGAUUUCAAACUUUUAUUUGGCCUCGUAUGCUUUGAUAAACUUUUGCACAUUCCAUGCAGCACUUAUAAAGCCCUUAGGCUGGAGGCCAACUUUUAAGUAUUAUAACGUUUGGUUAAGUUUGUUUGGCUUUGUUCUAUGCGUGGCUAUAAUGUUUUUAAUCGAAUGGAAAUCGUCUCUUAUCACGCUUAUCAUAAUAUUUGCAUUGUACCUGAUUGUUGUCUAUAGAAAACCAGAUGUCAACUGGGGUGAUUCGACUCAAGCUCAAACCUAUAAAACUGCUUUAUCUGCAACGCAAAAACUCAAUACGAUUUCUGACCACGUUAAGAAUUAUCAUCCCCAAGUUCUUGUUCUAGCCGGUAAUCCUAAAGUUCGACCGCCUCUUAUUGAUCUUGGUAGUUUAAUUACCAAAAAUACAUCACUUAUGAUGGUUGGAAAAAUUGUUCCGCUUAAAAUUGGUUAUAAGAACCGAAAGACGCUUAUUGAAGAGGGCCAGAAGUAUUUGGAUGCUCGCAAAAUAAAAGCCUUCUAUAAUGUUAUUGAUGGAUUCACGAUGGAGGAUGGUACAUCAGCCCUAAUAAAAGCAAGUGGAUUUGGGAAACUCACUCCAAAUAUUGUUCUAAUGGGCUAUAAAAAUGAUUGGCGCCAUUGUCGGAAGGAAGAAGUUUCGUCAUAUUUCGAGAUUUUGCACAAUGCAUUCUCAUUGCGAAUGGGCGUGGCAAUACUUCGAGUUCCUGAUGGACUUGACUUCUCUGAACUCAAUCAUGAAAUUCGAACACCUGCACCUGCUAUCAACGGAAAUGCUCUGAAUCACUUGCAAUCACAGGGUGUUGCGAAUAUGACAAUACCACAUAUGCAAGCCACUUCAGAUAUCUUGCAUGUAGAUUCAAAUUUGAACUUACCAGGCAUGAUAAGUGCAACAAGUACCCUAACCGUACCACAACCGCCUCCAAUGCCAAACAUGAGCAAUUUGAAAAAAUUACAAACUACAAAUGACAGCAUAAUUUAUUCGACAAAGGGUGGCUCUGAGUUGCCAAAGGAUAUAUUAGACGCUGUAACAGUGUUUGCUAGGAAACAGCCGAAAGGAACUAUUGACGUUUGGUGGAUGUACGAUGAUGGAGGCUUAACAAUGUUGUUACCCUACAUAAUUUCUAUGCGUUCAAAUUGGUCGAAUUGCAAACUACGAGUGUUCGCCUUGACAAAUCGCCGUUUAGACUUGGAAGAAGAAGAAAAAAGCAUGUCAAGUCUUCUACAAAAACUUCGAAUAAAUUACUCUUCUCUAGUAAUGUUGCAAGGUGUCACGGAUAGACCACGAUUGGAAACUAUAACCAGACAUAGACGCCUCUUGGACGGUUUUGUGCAAUCAUCCGCUAAUCCAAAUGGUUCAGUUACAGAAGAAGAAAUUCAGAGUCUAGAAGAGAAAACUUACCGACAGUUGCGUAUACACGAGCUGCUAGUAGAUCAUUCAUCCAAAGCCUCUUUGGUUGUUAUGUCCUUGCCAAUGCCAAGAAGGGAAGCAAUUUCACCACCACUCUAUAUGUCUUGGCUUGAGAUGCUGACGAGUGAUAUAAGCUGUCCAUUUAUAUUGGCUAGGGGUAACCAAACACCAGUGCUUACAUUUUACUCCUAAUAGUUUUGUAAAACACAACAAAAAUGAUCUACUCGUACUCAUUUCGAUUAACUACCUACUUACAAAGAAAAUGUAUUUUAUAAAAUAUUUAAUUUUAUUUUAUUUUUUUGUUUUUAUAUUAUUUAUUAGCUUUCGUAGGCUAAAAUACUUAAUUUUAUAAGACCGAUAGUAUUAUAUAACUUCAAAAAAUGUCUUUCGAAAUAUAAAUAAAUUAUAUUUUAGUUUUUAGUUAA
Molecule: messenger RNA, 3777 nt
Organism: Eupeodes corollae
Lineage: Eukaryota; Metazoa; Arthropoda; Insecta; Diptera; Syrphidae
Gene: NKCC
Product: bumetanide-sensitive sodium-(potassium)-chloride cotransporter
Exons: 13
Coding region: 353-3544 (1063 amino acids)
Biological process (GO): potassium ion import across plasma membrane; sodium ion transmembrane transport; sodium ion homeostasis
Cellular component (GO): membrane
Molecular function (GO): sodium:potassium:chloride symporter activity
Source: RefSeq, a predicted model, not a curated record